AUGCGUAAUCGAUUCCAAACUUGCUCUUUCAAGAACUCAAUUAAUUCACUCUUAUUUAAUAAUCCACUAACUUUAAAUAAGACCAGAUCAUGUGAAUCUUAAUAAUGUGGAUAUGCUAAUAAAAAAAUGUUAUAUGUUUCUACUAUCUUACCCACUUUUCAACCUUAUUAACAUAUCAUAUCAAAACUCAAAGAUCAAAAUAUCAAAUUACAACAAAGAAAACAAAUCAAAAUGAGAAAUAAAAGACAUUUGAUAUAAAAAAAGACCAUCAGUGAAAUUAUGUAAAAAUAAGACUAACAACCAAAAAAAAGAACUAAUAGACAUCAUAAUACUGUAUUUUACAAUCAUUAGGCAAGUCUGCCUAAUCCCCCUAAUAUUUGUUCUAAUGAUACUAGUUAAAAUCCCUCCAAAGAAAAUUCAAGACAUUCUAUAUAAUUGCAUAGGUACAAUUCACUUUCACCUCGAAAACUUUAUCUAGAUAAAAGGACUACUAAACUAUAAACCUUUUCAUAAAGAUUGAAAACAUUUUAUUUACCUAUUACUGCUCCCUUUGAUUGCUUAACAAUUAUGAAGUUAGAAAUGAUAGAAGAUGGUAGAGCAAAGGUUAUUAAACAAUAAGGUUCUCAUGAUGACUUUGAAGUUAACUUAAGAUUAUAUAAAUUUGAAGAUGAAGAUAAGAAUGCUGAUGAUGGUAAAGAUUAACAUAAUAAACUUCCAACUUUACAUUAAGAAGAAGAUGAAGAAGAUGAUUUAAGCAAUGAUGAUAAUCUUGGUAAUUUAAAAUAGAUAACAAGCAAUAAUUAAAAAUAAGCUUAUAAAAAUAUAUUAAAAUUCAAUAGACGUAGUCUCUAAAGUCUUAUUGAUAAAUAAUAAUUGGGAGAAAGUAGAAUCAAAGAAAUAUUGACUACUGGUAAUUAAAUUUUAAUUAAUUUUUUAUAGAAUAUAGUUAAAGAGCUAUAACUGCUAAUUUGUCUCCCAUAAGUAAUUAUAAUCUUGGGUUUUCACCAUUGCCAUCCAUCAAACUCUUGGAUGAAAAAAGAAAAAGACCAAUUCAUAAAUUGCUCCCUUUAGACAUCAAACCUGUUUGUCAAUUUUCAUUUACUAAUCUGAUGCCCAUAUCAAAUAUAUCUCCGUCAACAUAGUCCACAAAAAAUAGCAAUGCCAAAAAGACACUUUCUAGAAAUAUUAUUAAUGUGAAAGGAAAGAAACAUAAAAAAAACAUUACAUUUGGAUAAUUGCUGAUUAAAGUUUGA
Molecule: messenger RNA, 1253 nt
Organism: Paramecium primaurelia
Lineage: Eukaryota; Ciliophora; Oligohymenophorea; Peniculida; Parameciidae
Source: the annotation of a GenBank genome assembly